Messenger RNA from Gregarina niphandrodes, 750 nucleotides. RefSeq lists its product as hypothetical. The transcript has a single exon. NCBI's taxonomy places the organism in Eukaryota, Apicomplexa, Conoidasida, Eugregarinorida, Gregarinidae. The coding region runs from base 1 to 750 and encodes 249 amino acids. The record is from RefSeq and is a predicted model, not a curated record.
AUGAGAUGUUCGUGUUCUGGUACUGGUGGGGAAACAGGCGCGUUGUUGGCGAAGGUGACAUUGACAUGCGAGUUUGACGGCAAUGUGGUGGAUAUGGUGGAUGCCUUUGAGCCGAUUGAGGCCUGGGACACAGCGACCGAUAUGAUGCAAGCGGGUUUCCAGUAUCUUCAGGAAGCCCCCGAUCUGGCAAUCGGGUUGCCCGCUGAGGAGCACGUGGUGCCGUUGGAUGAGGAACUGGAGGCGGUGCGCAAUGAGUAUAGGGCCAACGACACCAUCCGUACUUUCAUCUUUAUAACACUAGCGGAAUGUCUUCAUGCCAUGUCCCAAGUGAUAGAAGAACAUCCAGAGACAUGCGGUGUUUCAGAAGACUUAGGGGAGCGCAUCUGUGAGUGGGUGGACACUUACCGGAACAGUUUUCCGGACGAGACAGCAUCAAAACUCUUGAUAUUUCCUUCGACGAAGGCUACUCGAAUUCAAGACCUCAAGUUCAUUCUUCUAUAUCUGUCCCGAAUCCCCGGGAUAACUGAGGGACUGAAGACCAUCACGAUACCAACCUUACAGCAGUGCAAUUUGGAUGAGAUCUCCGCCGAACCGUGGCACGAAGCCGCCGCCGUACUGGAUGACCAAAAUGAGAGCAUAUGUGACCCAGAGAACGACAUAGCUUUGCAGUGCCAAGGAACGAUGCUCUGGGACACGUACCAACAGACGCUGGGGGAGCUGGCAGUGAAGUACGCGGUGGGGCCGCGUUAA